GCUGACACGUGAGAGGCGCUUCAGCACAUUGCGUGGCACACCAGAUAAAUCUUGACUUUUGACAUGAAUCUGCCCUACGCGAUAUGCUUUUCGUUAUUUAAUCGAAUGCACUGAUUUUUUGUCACUAGCAUUAGUAAUAACAAACAGUAGCGAAAUAUGUAUGGAGGGCUAGAUGGAGGAGUGGCAUGACUUCAGAGCUCCAGUUUGACAGGAAAACUCCCCAAAUUUGGUGCGGACUUCCUGCAUUCAGCGAGUCACCAUGAUACGCCUCUACCGCACGUGUACCGAAAUCGCGGCGCGCCACCGACAGUGGAACAAUAUUGCCGAAUUGUCAGUGAGGUUUUCCAGCACCAAAGCUGCACCACUGUUCCGAAGAAUGGACUAUCAGGAUGCGGUGUGCACCCUCAACACCCUGCAGACCAACGCCACCACUCUGGAGCAGGUGAAGAGAGAGAGAGGACAUCCACAACGUCAGUUGCAGGACAUGAUAGGCUUUCUACAGCGAGCAGGCCUCAAGGUAGAAGAACUUGAUCAUCUUAAUAUCAUUCAUGUAACUGGAACAAAAGGAAAGGGGUCAGCAUGUGCAUUUACAGAGAAGAUUCUGAGAAAUUAUGGCUUCCGUACGGGAUUCUACAGCUCACCUCAUUUGGUGCAAGUGAGAGAGCGAAUCAGGAUCAAUGGUCAGCCAAUAGGCAAAGAGCUCUUUACAAAAUAUUUCUGGCAGGUGUACGGACGGCUGGAGGAAACUAAGGAUACUCAUGGUGGCAGCAUGCCUGCUUAUUUUCGCUUUCUCACAAUCUUGGCCUUCCAUGUAUUCCUGCAGGAAAAGGUUGAUUUGGCUGUCAUUGAGGUUGGGAUUGGUGGAGCAUACGACUGUACCAAUAUCAUCAGGAGACCCUGGGUGUGCGGUAUCUCUUCUUUGGGCAUCGAUCACACCAGUUUACUAGGAGAUACCAUUGACAAAAUUGCCUGGCAGAAAGGAGGCAUUUUUAAGCCUGGGGUUCCUGCGUUUACAGUGAAACAGCCUGAUGGAUCAGUGAAGGUGCUUCAAGAACGAGCAGAAGAAAUCGGGUGUUCAUUAUCAGUGUGUCCUGAUCUGGAUGAGUAUGAGAGCGAGGGAUCACUUCGGUUGGGUUUAGCUGGUCAUCAUCAGCGCAGUAAUGCUUCUCUCGCUCUACAGCUCUCACACACCUGGCUGCAGAGACACUUCCUCACAGGUCCUGAAUUAUCAUCUACAGUAGAGUUCAGUGGCGCGAGUCCAGCUCAAGCGUUCCAGCCAAGCCCUGCAAUGAUUAAAGGUCUUGCAGAGACAGAAUGGCCUGGACGCAAUCAGACACUCAAACAUGGUCCUGUGACGUAUUUCCUGGAUGGCGCUCACACCACCCGCAGCAUGCAUGCCUGUGCCCGAUGGUUUAACGAGAUCGCGAUGCAACACGAGAGAAAUGCAGGGGGUGCAGUGGUCAGGGUCCUGUUAUUCAACGCUACAGGAGAGAGAGACUGUGCCGCCAUGCUCAAACUGCUUGCGCCCUGUCAUUUCGACUUUGCUGUGUUCUGUCCGAACAUCACAGAGGCCAUAGCAAACUGUAAUGCAGAUCAGCAAAACUUUAAUGUUUCUGUGGAGAACAUGCUCACCCGUUGCCUGGACAACCAGCAAAGCUGGCGCAUUCUGAAUGGCCAGGAAGAAAAGCCGUCAGCGGAGCUUCUGAUCGGGGGCGGUCUGCCCCUGGUGGCGGAAAGGCACAGCGAUACCCUCGUGUUUCCCUGCAUCCUUAGCGCUCUACGGUGGAUCAGUCAGGGAAGAGACUCCGUUCUGUCAGACCCUAACAAAUGCGUCAUUCCUGUUAAACCUAGCAUAAGCGCAAAAGCCGCACCACUACGAGAGGCCAUGAACAUACACGUCCUCAUCACAGGUAGCCUACACCUGGUGGGAGGAGCUUUAAAACACUUGGAACCUGCUUUAAAUACUUAAUGGAUCUCAGCGCCACCUAGUGCCUAAACCCCUUCAACUCUAUUACAUUACACUGUUUUUGAGAUGAAUCCUAAAAACUUCAACAAAUCACGAUUGCUGUCAUGCCAACUUGUUCUAGAAAACAUGCAUUCUAGAACCGACUUAAAGAGCCUUUGGAGCAGUUCAGUGACCCGUGUCUUGAGUGUCUACUAUUCAGAACACAUUAGUCCAACUCUACGUGAGCUGUUCAUGUUUACUUUGUUUGCCAUGCAUUGAUUUUUGGAAGUUCUUUAAGUGUAUUUUGUUCAUUUUUGUGCUGCUUUUGUAGUUCACUACAGUUUUGACAUUUCUUAAAUUGUAGUUCACACAAUAAUGAAUAUUCUGGCAUUAUUUAGCUCCCCUUAUAUCACUCUGAUUAGGGUAUUAAAUUCGUACUUCUGUGAAACACAAAAGAGGGCAGAAUGUCUGAGUUACAGUGUGAGCACUGUAAAAGUAGUCCAUGUGACUUGUAAUUGGGUUAUAUUGUGCUUUUUUGUCUUAAUGAAACCUGAAAUCUUCCAAUUUCUUUGUAUUAAAAACUGAAGCUUGGACAAUGUGCCUAAGAUCUCAUUUUGUGUGUCAUUGAAGCAAGAAAAUAUAGGUUUUGAUUGACAUUAAGGCCAGUAAAUGAUGAAAACUAACAUUUUUGUUUUUUGAUGAACUAUUUAUUUAAUCCAAUCUUUGAAAAUGCUUGGAAUACUUUAGAAUGACAGCAUUUCUAUCCAUCUGUGUGUAAGUGUUAGACUUGUUUUAUUGCACUCAAAGAAUGGUGCCAUAAAUUAAAUGAACAAAUGUAAUUAUGUAAUAUUAAUGUGUAAGCAUUUGCAUAUAUGAGGUGUCAACACAAAGGUGCCUACAUCUGUUCAUAGUGAAUAAAAAUGUGUCAAAGGCUGUGUACAUACAUGAAUAUGUAUUAAAGGAUUAAAAAACUUUUAAAUUGACGUUAGAGUAAUAAUUUUAUUUUUAUUUGUAUUUAAAUGUACUGUUGUUGAGAUAGGAGUGUUUAGUUUAAAUAUUUUUGUCUUAAGCUGAUUUUAAAAUAUCGUUGUAUUUGGGAUAUGUUUGUAAAUAAAUGUUGCCAAUAAUGCUGAUAUUAGUAAAUAAAGAUGCUCCCAAUCUUUGUCUUGAAGUACCAUAGGUUUCAAUUAAAAAUAUUUUUAAAGUACAGUACUUGCUAGCUGAAAACUGAAUAAAUAGA
Xyrauchen texanus (razorback sucker) is the source of this 3185-nucleotide messenger RNA. It is a transcript of the gene fpgs, whose product is annotated as folylpolyglutamate synthase. The record is from RefSeq and is a predicted model, not a curated record. The transcript has 15 exons. Gene Ontology annotation, cellular component: mitochondrion; cytosol; cytoplasm. Lineage: Eukaryota; Metazoa; Chordata; Actinopteri; Cypriniformes; Catostomidae. Gene Ontology annotation, biological process: tetrahydrofolylpolyglutamate biosynthetic process. Gene Ontology annotation, molecular function: ATP binding; tetrahydrofolylpolyglutamate synthase activity. The coding region runs from base 260 to 1969 and encodes 569 amino acids.